Molecule: messenger RNA, 939 nt
Organism: Fusarium subglutinans
Lineage: Eukaryota; Fungi; Ascomycota; Sordariomycetes; Hypocreales; Nectriaceae
Exons: 1
Coding region: 1-939 (312 amino acids)
Source: RefSeq, a predicted model, not a curated record
AUGUCCAGCCCAAAGUCAAGCGAGGAUGGCAUCUUCAACUCUCCCGUGACCCACGACUUCUGCAAUAUCAAACCCCAUCCGAUCACCGGCCGCCUCAUAGAUUCCUACCCAGUCACUCGUACAAAGCCCAUGCGCGUCCUAUGCCUCGAGCAAUCGAUAACAGGCACCAUGCCCCUCUACGUGGCCCUCAAGCAACUAGGCUACACGCCAUACCACAUGUCCCGCUCCCUUAUCAGCCCCAAACCGAACCUUGAUCUCUGGCGUGAAGCUCUCGAUGCCAAGUUCUAUGGGAAAGGAAAGCCCUGGGGCCGUGAAGAAUUUGACAAGAUACUCGGGUCGUAUGAUGCUGUGGCUGACCUGCCGGCCAUCUGCUUCGUCGAAGAGCUCGUGGCCGCGUACCCCGAUGCCAAGGUUAUUGUCACUCAACGCGAUGUUGACAGCUGGCUUCGAAGUAUGGACUCAACCGGAGGCCGAGUCCUCCGGUGGCCCCUAUGGAAUACUCUCGCCAGAUGGGAUUCUGCGCUGGCUGGCCCCUUCUGGGAGUUUUCAAAGAAGGUCAUGCCCGCCAACUUCCAUACAAUGACAGACUUCUCUGACAAGUCGCCAGCUCGUCAAGCCUUCCACGAUCACUACAAUCUUGUCAAAAGAAUCGUUGCAGCCGAAAGGAUGCUCGAGUUCAAAGUUCAAGACGGAUGGGGUCCGCUGUGCAAGUUCCUGGAUAAGGAGGCUCCUGAGGAGGAGUUCCCCAAGCUGAAUGAUUCGAAACAGUUCGUUUUGGCCCAUAGCGUGAUGUGGUGGAUUGCUUUUGCCAAGAUGGUUGGAAAGGCUUCUUUCAUGACUGCUGUUUCGGGAGUCAUUGCCUCGAUAUUUGCGAUGUGGAGGUUGAAAUAUGCUGUUAAGAUCGCUGGUAUGCUUAGGCCGAUCGCCGACUUGUCUUGA